AUACAAUUGUAUCAAAAAGAGAAAGAAAGAUAGCGAUUUUAAAAGUUGUACAUUCUAGAGUUUUGAUUCCCACACAUCAACUAUUUCAUAUCUGUUUUUUUACACAACUUUUAUGUGUUAAAAUGUGAACAUUUUAAAUGUGGACAUUCCUACAUCAAUUGCAGAUAUGAAAUAGUGGAUGUAAACUAUUGUGAAAAUAUUUUUCUUCUACUUCAGAGUUAAAUUAAACCACCAACUAUAGCACUUGCUAAUUUCUAAAAAGCAUUCUGUAACUUUUUUUACAUCAAUUGUGUAGAUUGGGAACAAUAAGAGCUUUGAUACAUCUUUAAGAAAGCCAAGGUUAGCAUAUCCAUUGCGCUAUUAAACUAGUUUUUCCUGUUUGUUGAAUGAAUAAACUAGGCUUUUUAAUAAUAAGGUCAAAACAAAAGUUAUAAGAAUCCUAUGGUAGGUAUUGCAAACUUUAGAAAUCACAUAUAACUUCCAUUUCUCAACAAACAGCACCACCUACUGUUCCCACUAUUUGACAUGUCAAAGGAGAUGGAAAUUAAUCUUUCAAAGAUCACACUUCGUCCAUACAAAAUUUCAGAUGUUGAUGACUUCUUAAUGUAUGGUGGCAAUGAAAAAGUGACGCGCUUCACAAGGUGGAACACCUUCACCUCCAAGCAAGAAGUAGUUUCUUACAUCAAUGACUAUUGCAUUCCACACCCUUAUUGCAGAUCCAUAUGCAUAGACAACCGUUCAAUUGGUUUUGUUAUCAUAAUGCCACGUUCCAGUGAUGACCGGUGUAGGGCAGAUGUUGGAUAUGCCUUAGCUGCUGAGUACUGGGGGCAUGGUAUAACAACUAGAGCAGUGAAGAUGGCUAUUAGUGAAGGGCUAAAAGAGUUCCCAGAUGUGGUCAGGUUUCAAGGUUUGGUUGAGUUAGAGAAUAAGGCUUCUCAGAGGGUCUUAGACAAAGCUGGCUUCCUCAAGGAAUGUGUGUUGAGGAAGUAUAGCUUUAAUAAAGGUGAGACUAGGGAUAUGGUCAUGUACGGUCUUUUAUCUACUGAUUUUAUGCCUUGAAAACUGGGAAAAUUAUUAG
Messenger RNA from Quercus lobata, 1078 nucleotides. RefSeq lists its product as uncharacterized. The coding region runs from base 526 to 1059 and encodes 177 amino acids. The record is from RefSeq and is a predicted model, not a curated record. The transcript has a single exon. NCBI's taxonomy places the organism in Eukaryota, Viridiplantae, Streptophyta, Magnoliopsida, Fagales, Fagaceae. Gene Ontology annotation, molecular function: acyltransferase activity, transferring groups other than amino-acyl groups.